GGGCUAGGCCUGGCAUCUAAAACCUAACUUUGUAUAAAUAACAGCGACGUUCGGCUGCUAGGGUUUCGAAGACAGCAUUUUGCACAGCCGAGCAUCAAGCCACUCGAUUUCCGGCUAUCUGUGCCAUUAACCAUGGUGAACGUUCCAAAGACAAAGAAGACCUACUGCAAAUCCAAGGAGUGCAGAAAGCACACCUUGCAUAAGGUUACGCAAUACAAGAAGGGAAAAGACAGCUUAGCUGCUCAGGGCAAACGUCGAUAUGAUCGCAAGCAGUCAGGUUAUGGUGGACAGACCAAGCCUGUCUUCCACAAGAAGGCAAAAACAACAAAGAAGAUUGUGCUGAGAUUGCAAUGUCAGGGCUGCAAGCAUGUAUCCCAGCAUCCAAUUAAGAGGUGCAAGCAUUUUGAAAUUGGUGGAGACAAGAAAGGAAAGGGAACCUCUCUUUUCUAGGCGUGCUUUCAUGGAAACUGAAAUGCCUUUCAUACGUUUCGUUAUUGUUAACUUUACGUCUAGCAGACUGUUUUUACGAAAAUAUUAGCUGAAAAUUUGACAGAAUGUUGUGUCAGCUCUGAAUUUUGAUGGUCGAAAUAUGAUAAUUUUGGUACUACAAUUUGCAUAAAAUGGCCUAAUCAUGCAUCCAUGUGACUGGAAGACAUAAAGGAUGUUCAAAAUAUGGAAGAAGUGUUUCCACAGUUCUAUCA
Messenger RNA from Olea europaea var. sylvestris, 701 nucleotides. Its product is annotated as 60S ribosomal protein L44. The record is from RefSeq and is a predicted model, not a curated record. The transcript has 4 exons. Bases 133 to 450 code for a protein of 105 amino acids. NCBI's taxonomy places the organism in Eukaryota, Viridiplantae, Streptophyta, Magnoliopsida, Lamiales, Oleaceae. Gene Ontology annotation, biological process: translation. Gene Ontology annotation, molecular function: structural constituent of ribosome. Gene Ontology annotation, cellular component: cytosolic large ribosomal subunit; ribosome.